This is a messenger RNA of Topomyia yanbarensis, 812 nucleotides long. RefSeq lists its product as uncharacterized. Gene Ontology annotation, molecular function: protein binding. Bases 1 to 762 code for a protein of 253 amino acids. The transcript has a single exon. The record is from RefSeq and is a predicted model, not a curated record. Lineage: Eukaryota; Metazoa; Arthropoda; Insecta; Diptera; Culicidae.
AUGAAAAAACCAUCUGCGUUAUCACGCUGCCUCGUAACCAUAAGUGAAAUAAGUAAUCUCGGUAAUACCGACUCCAAAUUUUUAAAUAGGUACAAAAAUGUCAGUGAACAAUGGAUCGUUAUCGGUGAAUCUAUAACUCCAAUCGAUUGCUAUAUAGAAUAUUUUUUAAGUCAAAUGUUUUCUAACGAAAAAAGCAAGUGCGUCAUCACAUGCAAAUCCUACACAAUCAGUUUUACAAUGCAACUGCAUAGAAUAGAAGUUAGUUACUACUUUGACCAAUCGCCAAAACAGUUACUAGCACUUGCCCGGCAAUACAAAGAGAAUGGUGUCAAAAUGUUCCCAAAGCAUCCCCUCUUCGCACAUAGAUAUUUCAGUUGUGCAGCCAAAUGCUUACUCUCAUGUGCACCGCUAGAGUCUCUCGAUUCAGCCGUCGAGGGCGUUGAAACAAUUCGAGAAAUGCAAACGCUACUGGAUACGUUGUAUCUUAACAUUUCAGCUUGUCUGAUUAAACAAAAUCGAUAUGAAGAGGUCCUGGAUGUACUGGCGCCCAUCGAGCAACAAGAAAAUCCUUCGGAGAAAGCUGUCUACCGUAAAGCAUUAGCACAUUUUCACCUUAAACAAUUUCAACAUGCCAUAACGACAUUAUGUCAGAUCGACUACUCAAAUAACAAGGAUUGUAUUGCUUUAUAUCGGAGGGUGGAGAGUACUAGGCAAGAAGAAGAUGUUAAAUAUAACAACAUGGUAAAAAAGAUGUUUGGAUGAUUUUAUUUUUUUUUCUGGCUUCUCAAAUAAAAUAAACACUGUCAUGAAAA